ACACAGCAAUCUUCCAACUCGGGGGUUUCGCCCCUCGCGCUUCAUCCUGCCCCCCAUGCUGACCAUAGCUAGCACCACACUUCAACCACACCCAUGGCUGCUGCGGCGCAAAGGCAUAGCAGCCGAGCACUUGGGGCUGUGUGCGUUGUCGCGAUGCAGCAGAUCCCUGGCUGACACACGCGCACGGCGUCGUCGCGUCAACCAUUCCAGCCGAUGCAACCAGACACCGCCCCCCAGCCUAGCGCGAUUGCGGACCCACACUGUGCCGUCAGCAAGUAACGGGGGUUUAUUUUCCGCCUGGGGUUGCGCGGAAGAGCGCGCGGCGUCUUGGCGGAGCACAGAGAGCGCUCGAGAUGGCGCGCUGCUGCUCGACCCCUAUGCCGGCCUGCUGACCGCGGCGGAGGGAUCAGGGCGGGAGGAAGAAGCAAGCGGCGCAGGGGAGGCGGGGGAUGAUGCGGCGGAGGCGGCGUCGUAUCUGGUGGCGACGAGGUUCAUAGACGACGCCAUUCUCGAGGCCGUGGCGCAGCUGGUGGACGGGACAGAGGAGAUCCGCCAGGUUGUUCUUCUAACGGAUGGGUACGACACUCGGCCGUACCGCAUGGCAUGGCCGCGCCCGAUGGUGGUGUUUGACGUGUCGCCCGCUGCGCCCUACACCGCCUGCCACCAGUGCCUUCUUGAGGCUGGAGCGCGGCCAGCCGGUGGGUCGAUGGUGCGCCACGUGUCAGCGGACCUGGCGUCGGGGGAGGACUGGCGGGACGAGGGCUGGGGCGAGAAGCUGCAGAGGCACGGAUACCGAGGAGACCGGCCGAGCCUGUGGGUGUUGCAGGGUCUGCCCCACCUGUCGCCUUCAGGCCUGAAGGCCAUUCUGGGCCACCUGCAGGGGCUGCUGAUGGCAGGCUGCCGAGUCAUUGGGGAGCUGCCCUUGCAAGCCUUGGCACCGCACUCGCCUGCUGUCGCAGCCGACCCUUCGGGUGCCCUGGCCGCUCUCUCCUCCCUCUUUGCUUCUCACGGGCUUCUGGCUGAAGUGCAUCCCAUCCCCUUAGUGGCUGCCCGAUAUGCCGAGAAUUUCCCAACAGCCCGCCGGCUCACAGAUAAUCUGGGUGGGUCAGAACGGGCGGAGACUAGGAGUGCGGUGCUGGUUUCAGCAGCACAGCAGCGAAUGUCUGAUGCGCAGGUCGAGCUUUUGGCUGAAGAGAUGCGUAUUGCGGAGACUUGGGGUGAUGAAGAAGGAUUUGAGGACUUGCCUUGAUUGUUUCCCAGUUUUAGACAAUGUGUUCAUUGUGUUGAUGCUUCAGCUUAGCAGAAGUUUCCUGUAACGCAUCUAUUUUUUUGCACAGUGCUGGAAGGAUCAGAUUGGUCAGGGAGGACGAGUGGCUCGCACGCACUGAUUUGGCGAUGUCGCUUCCCAACGGAAUCAGGGCAAAUGUGCGGCCCAGGCAGCUGCAAAGUCGCCGCGCCUGCAUUCAACCUUGAAGUUGUCAGCGACAGGGGAAGCACGGUUGCCAGGAAUCGCUGCUCGGCAGGCUGACCAAGCAUUUUGCAACCGAUGGGUCCACGAACAUAGUUGUGGCACAUUUAAUCAAGCGUCCAUUUCCUGCAUCAAGAAUACCAGAGCCUUCCGAGCAAGUCUCUGAUCGUCGACGGCUGCGCCGCAAGGUCUCCCUACACCACCUCCCGUGGAAUCAGCUUCAGGACCACACAGAAGCAUGGCGAACAAAUACCAUGUCGCUGCGCAUCCUUGGCAUGACUUGGAGAUCGGCUCGGAAGCUCCUACUAUCUUCAACGUCGUCGUAGAAAUCUCUAAAGGCAGCAAAGUGAAGUACGAACUUGACAAGAAGUCCGGCCUUAUCAAGGUCGACCGCAUUCUUUAUUCCUCGGUGGUGUAUCCGCACAACUAUGGGUUCAUCCCAAGGACUCUCUGCGACGACAACGAUCCAAUGGACGUCCUCGUCUUGAUGCAGGAGCCAGUGAUUCCCGGAUGCUUUCUUCGCGCGAGGGCCAUCGGCCUUAUGCCUAUGAUUGAUCAGGGGGAGAUGGACGACAAGAUCAUUGCGGUGUGCGCUGACGACCCAGAGUACAAGCACUUCAAGUCUAUUGACGAGCUUCCGAGGCACAGACUCCAAGAGAUCAAGCGCUUCUUUGAGGACUACAAGAAGAACGAGAAUAAGGAAGUCGCCGUCAACACUUUCCUCGGUGCCACAGAAGCCAUUGAAGCUGUUAAGAAAUCCAUGGAUCUGUACGGCCAAUACAUCUUGGACGGCCUGCACAAGUAGUUGGAUAAUGCUGAAUAUAUUUUGUCACCAGGAAAUUAUAAUUAAUUUUUGACCCACUGCAUUCCGAUUGUGUGUAACAGCGUCAGUGGUUACUUGCUAACCCCCACUAGCCUGGCCAGAAUAACUGCAUCUUCACAAACAAACAAGAUAAUGCUGAAUAUAUUUUGUCACCAGGAAAUUAUAAUUAAUUUUUGACCCACUGCAUUCCGAUUGUGUGUAACAGCGUCAGUGGUUACUUGCUAACCCCCACUAGCCUGGCCAGAAUAACUGCAUCUUCACAAA
Messenger RNA from Closterium sp. NIES-67, 2555 nucleotides. NCBI's taxonomy places the organism in Eukaryota, Viridiplantae, Streptophyta, Zygnematophyceae, Desmidiales, Closteriaceae. The record is from the annotation of a GenBank genome assembly.